AUGUCAGCCACUGGUCCCUCCGAUGAAGCCGCCCUGCCGGCGGCGCACAACAGCAGUGACGUGGAGGACUCGAUCGCUCUCGGCAGCGAGGAUUCGGACACGGACAGCUCGGAUGAGGAUGAGGACAGCUCGGAAGAAGAGACUCUCUCCCUUGAAGAGGAAUCCGAUGGAGGAGUGCCGAUCAUUGAAGACGAGAACAGCGACUGGGAGGACAAUGCCGAUGAAGACGAGCCGCCUAACUACGGGCGCCUUCUGGAAGGCGGUCGCGGCUACGUCCACCCGGACGGUCGCGAGGAAGUCUGGUACCAACAAAAGGUUCCUGACAACCCUGACGCUCCUGGCUGGACCACUCUCAAUUCUGGAUUGCGUGAUGAGUUCGACAAGCCCGUUCCCGUCGAUAGCGAUGAGUGGCUUAUCGCAGCGGCCUCGACCAAGGCCGAGAUCGAGGACUGUGCGCCCAACCACCAGAAGUGCAACUGCUCGUCCAUCCAACUGGCAAGGCUCUACGAUGAUCUCCCCUACUUCAAUCAUGAGAAUGGCUACUGGAUGGAUCCAGCCGCCAAAAAUUCACGGCGUACAAUCCAGCCUUUCGACCAAGAUACCACCCGCGUGAACGCCGAGAAGGCGAAGAAGCGCAAGCACGCCGCCAUCCACGACAGCCACCGUGACGCUGGAGGCUCGACUGCAACCGCUAAUAAUGACGUCAGCCCUACCAUGCUGAGCUCCGAGGUCACGGUCCCGCAGUGCGACCUACACUUCCCCGUCACCGGCAUUCUCGACGAAGACUGGAACUUCAUCGCCGGCUCACGCUACAUCAAGCAGCGCCUGUACUACAAGAACACGGUCGAUGAGGCGGCCUCCUCCUCACCCUCUGACUCUGACAGCAGCGACGAUGACAAUGUCGACGGCGAGCCUUUCAGCCCCUCGUCACCUCCGCACACCGCUCUCGACGCUGACACCAUGCCCUCCAACACAGGCCCCGAGCAAAACCGCAGCGCAGCCGACGAGACUGUCGCGGCCUCCGCCGCCGCAGCCGAUUCCUCUUACGUCCAGUACGUCGACCAAGCCUACAUGCUGCGCCUAAUUGAAGAAGACUACAAGAACCCAGCCUGCCGCAAGAUGAACAUCCACGCGCCGCCGCGCCAGUGGGACUGCCCGGCCUCGAUCGCCAAGCUCAACCGCUGGAUCACCAAUUUCCGCGAGCGCCGCCGCGCCGCCGAGAUGGCGGCGAAGCAGCCGCAGCAAGAACACCACCACCAACAGCAGGGACAGGAGAAACCUUCUAGAGUUAUCGAGGCCCACAGCACCGGCACUGGCAUCAAGAAGUAUCCGUGGUCGAUCGAGGAGCUCGAGGCGGUGAAGGAGAGCAUGGUGCUGCAGCUGCGCGAGACGGGCAAGUACAAGAUCGCGAAGCUGUUGGAGGUGCUCGAGGAGCGCUGGCCGGAGAAGAAGAGGACGCGCCACGCGCUGGCGAUGACGCUGGCGCGGUACGGUCUGGCCAGGCGGGCGAGGGAGAUUGUGUAUGGCGAGGAAGGGGAGAAGGAGCAGGCUGUCGAAGAGGCAGACAAUGGCGAGGCGGAUCUGGAGGAUAAUGACGAUGAUGAGGAGAUUGAAGUUGCGGACAGCGCUACUGAUGCUGGACAGUAA
Lasiodiplodia theobromae is the source of this 1647-nucleotide messenger RNA. Its product is annotated as Sodium potassium calcium exchanger 1 isoform x1. NCBI's taxonomy places the organism in Eukaryota, Fungi, Ascomycota, Dothideomycetes, Botryosphaeriales, Botryosphaeriaceae. The record is from RefSeq and is a predicted model, not a curated record. The transcript is spliced from 2 exons. The coding region runs from base 1 to 1647 and encodes 548 amino acids.